Messenger RNA from Coregonus sp. 'balchen', 6906 nucleotides. The record is from the annotation of a GenBank genome assembly. NCBI's taxonomy places the organism in Eukaryota, Metazoa, Chordata, Actinopteri, Salmoniformes, Salmonidae.
GCAGACGAGCUUGGGGCCUUACUGAGAGGAAUGAGACUGCAGCAGAGGGGAGAGGAGAGGGAGAGCUGCCUACUGCAGCCUGCCUGCCACACAGAGCCAGAGAGAGAUGACUACUACUAUUAUCACAUGUUAUUUUCCCCCGCUCAGCUACCCGUUGAUUUGUGUAUGAAAACCUAGCGCUUUUCUUUUACUCCUGCAUGCUUGCCCCCCUUCUGGGUUUCUGCUUUUUGAGUGAUCAGCUGAUGAAGAGGCUAGCUGCUCGCCGCUAUGCUGGCUUGCUAAUUCUCUCCACUCCAGCUGCAGCCGCAGCCCAUCCAGCUACAACCCAUUCUGAUCCACAGAGUCAGACUGCAGACUGCAGACAGGUAAAUAUUUGUCCUUCCUUCUUUCAUUGUUUUCCUUCAUUCUCCCUCGCUUCCUCUCUUUAUUCUGAGAAUAGGAUUCAGCCAGGCUGCAUCGCACAGAGGAGACAGGAGAGAGAGAGAGAGAGCGUGUGUGUGUGUGAGUGAGUGAGUGAGUGUCUGUCUGUCUAAGUGUGUGCGGUGUCUGUGAGCGGGAGAGGAAGUGAGUGUGUAGGUGUGAGCUGUAACAGAUGAGGGGGUAUCGUUUGGCAGUCGAGGAGGGGAAGGAAGAGGCAGGUUUGUUUGGUGAUGAUGGCACAAGCAUGGAGCAACACACACACACACACACACAGGUGUGUUUAGCUGUUUUAUCUGUCUCUCAGGAUUACUCUGUAACCCAUUGCAUUCCACUGUAGCCCUGUAGAGAAGGCUUUAUAAAGAUAACCUUAAAGCUGACCGAUUAUCCUCAUGAUGCCGUUUGUUGUCCUUUUUACUGUUCUUGUUGCGUUCGAUCAUUCUGUUUUUAUUCAUGCUUUUCUCGCUUUUACUGUGUGUGUGCGCGUGUGUAUUAGUGUACGUGUGUGUAAGUGUACAUGCAUAUUCCACUGUCGGAAUGUCAUACAGAUCUUUUGUCAUUGAUGAUGACGGUUAGGCCACUUUCGACAUGGUCCCCAAGGGUUUGUGUGUCUGUGCCUGUGGCGAGAGGGAGGGGGUUGACUGAUCGUAUGUGCAUUCAUAAGCACAAACGACAUGUCUGUAUGAAUAUACAGUUACAUGCGCUUUCAUCUCUGUUUCCUUGUAGAUAUUCACAUUCUAAUACAAUAUAAUAUGACGUGGGUGUGCACUAUCAUGGCUGCAUUUCUGUAUGAUUCAUACAUCAAUAUUCCGUUCAGAUUGGAGUGCAUUCCUCACUCUCUGCUGAAUGUGAACACAUUCACACCCUCUUUCUCUCUGUCUGUCUGUCUCUUUCCCCCUUUCCCCCUUUCCCCCUUUCCCCCUUUCCGUCUCUCUCUCUCUCUCUCUCUCUCUCUCUCUCUCUCUCUCUUCUCUUUCUCUUUCUCUUUCUCUUUCUUCCAGCCUGGACAAGUAAUGCUGCAUGCAUACAUCUAAGCUUUAAUUGCCUUUGUGUAAAAUACAGCAGUUGCUUGCUGCAGACAUUUGCAGCUAUGAGAGAUGAAAAUAAGAUACAGACACCAUCAUGGUGCAUUUCCACUGAGAAUUUACCCCAGUGUUUUGCCUCAGACUUUAGUGUUUCCACCUGCUUUGACUUGGGGCCAAGGCAAGGCCUCUGGGGCUUAUCGGGCAGCAUUUACAUAACAAUGGCUAACUGCGAACAUGGAUUUACACCUUCCACGGUUAAUACCUUCUCACAAAGCAACUGACCUGUAUUUUUUAGGCACUAAAGUACUUCCAUAUAUACUUCCAUAAAAAUGUUUAACGGGUACUGGGCUGCCUUCAGACGAGGCUUGUGGGUGUCCUAGAGCAAAACAACCGACAUGUACGUUACAGACAGAAGUUAGAAGAUUGGCGGUAACGACUUGUGAGGGUCCUAUCUUUCCAUAGAGGGGUCAUAUUAGUUUUGUAGGCCAAACCGUUCGGAGGCUACAGACAUUUCAGUGAGAAGACGGAUUUCUCCUGGUAUGAUAAACACAGAAGGGGAACAGCACAUGCAAAAAAAAAAACAUAUCUCUAGCGUAAACAGAUGGAUUUCUAUGGGGAUUUUUUUAUGAUGCCAAUUUGAUUUCUGUGGGGUGCAGACAUCGACUCUAGGUUAAUGAAUAAUUGAUAGUGAAAUCAAUAAUAUAUGCACAUUUAGUUAAUUCUUUGAAGUAGUUUUUGGAAGAGGCUGUUGAAUGGUUUUUCAAGGUCAAACUUUGUCUGGACUGUCUAAGAGAGGAGAUCAAUUGAACAGCUAUUUAAGAACCACUAAGCUGUCAGGAGUGUAGCUGACAGGAGUUACAGGGGUCAAAUCACUGUCAAGAGCACAGUUGUUUCUUAUCCCAUCCCCAAACUCAUUUACAAAUCCCUCUUUGGGAUUUACAUUUUAUUGGGCCAAUCUUUCUCCUCUUGAAUAAGAAGAGAACUUGUACAAUGAACUGACACACACUGAUUAGUGUGUGUGUAAAUUCUCUCGCCACUCAAAUAUUUGUUAAUGUACUGUAUCUUCCAGGCGGCAGGUAGCCUAGCGGUGGGCGGCAGGUAGCCUAGCGCUUAAGAGUGUUGGGCCAGUAACCGGAGGGUUGCUGGUUCAAAUCCCAGAGCCGGCAAUGUGGAGAAAUCUGCUGUUCUACGCUUGAGCAAGGCAAUUAACCCCCAACAAGAACUGCUCCCCGGGCACUGAUGACAUCGAUUAAGGCAACCCCCUGCACCUGUCUGAUUCAGAGGGGUUGGGUUAAAUGUGGAAGAACAUUUCAGUUGAAUGCAUUCAUUUGAGCACCUGACUAGGUAUCCCCUUUCCCUCUUCCAGCAGCUUGUGCAUUCCUAUAUCCAUCCUUUGUUUUCUGUGGUUCCCAGGAAGAGUAGAUGUUGCUUAAGUAACAGCUAAUUGAGAUCCAAAUAAACAAACAAAUCCUCUCCUUCUUCAUCCUCUUCUUCCUCCUCCUCGACCACCCCCCAUGUGGAGGAGAACGGGGCCUUGGAGGACAUGGAGGAGGACAUAAGCCUAAAGAAACGGAAAGGUGAUCACCACGGCGACAAAGACUCUGAGUCGCGAGACUCCGGCCAGGAGGCUGGAGGUGAAAAGGUCAAGAAACGGAGAGGUAGACCUCCGGCGGAGAAACUGCCCCCCAACCCUCCCGAGCUCACCAAGCAGCUUAACACACUGGUGGACAUGGCUAUCAACUACAAAGACGGGUGAGAUUACCAGGGAGAAUUGGGGGCGCUGUGGUAAUUAUGUAUUAAUGGAUAAUGCAAUUAUAUCCACACAGUAUUAAUUAACUACUAAUUAGCGAUGUGUAGAUAUGAAGUGCCAUGGUGUUUGAUGUCAGACCAUGCAGGGAAUGGUUAGACAUGAAUUACUUAUAUUUUGUGCCUCUAUUUCACAGUUUGAGCAUUUGUUUUCUUUCAAAAUCUUUAGCUGCACUUGAUUAGACUUGACUGGAACAAUGGAACUAAAUCUGGCCAAUCUGCCACUCCAGGGAUGCUCAAUCAAAUGCUGAAAGUAUUUGAAACAAAACAAAUACUAUUGUUGGUCGGUAACAGUGCCUGUGCAUAAUAAUUCCAGGUUGGGCCGUCAGAUCAGCAAAGGCUUCGUCCAGCUGCCUUCUAGGAAGGAGGUGCCAGAGUACUACGAGUUGAUCCGCAAGCCUGUGGACUUCAGGAGGAUCAGGGUAGGCUCUGCAGACCGUCUACACUGCAUCUAUAGGCACAGCACCAACCCACCCAAAUCUUCCCACAUACCAAUUCAGCUCAGCACCAGCCCUCAGCCUUUCAGCCUACUGGUGGCUCACCACUAACCCACCAAAUCUUACCACUAACCCACCAACUGAUCAGCUCUUCCCCCAAAUCUUCCCACAUACCAACUGGACCUAGGCCUGUUAACGCAGUCAUAGAUGGCAGUGCUAGCCUUUAAUCUGUCCAACUGUCCCUCCACAACCCUGUGGUUGUCAUGAACUAAAAAAAAAAAUGCAUUUCCCAGCAUCAUCCAAGCAAACUUUUCUAACUGAUGAUGUUGGAUUCAGGUACUACACUGAUCAAAAAUCUAAACGCAACAUGUAGUGUUGGUUUCAUGAGCUGAAAUAAAAUAUCCCAGAAAGUUUCCAUACACACAAAAAGCUUAUUUCUCUCAAAUUUGGUGCACAAAUGUGUUUAUAUCCCUAUUAGUGAGAAGUUCUCCUUUGGCAAGAUCAUCCAUCCACCUGACAGGAGUGGCAUAUCAAGAAGCUGAUUAAACAGCAUGAUCAUUACACAGGUGCACCUUGUGCUGGGGACAAUAAAAGGCCACUCUAAAAUGUACAGUUUUGUCACACAACACAAUGCCACAGAUGUCUCAAGUUUUGAGGGAGCGUGCAAUUGGCAUGCUGACUGCAGGAAUGUCCACCAGAGCUGUUGCUAGAGAAAUGAAUGUUAAUUUCUCUACCAUAAGCUGCCUCCAACCGGCCUCACAACCGCAGACCACGUGUAUGGCGUUCUGUGGGCGAGUGGUUUGCUGAUGUCAACGUCAUGAACAGAAUGCCCCAUGGUUGCAGUGGGGUUAUGGUAUGGGCAGGCAUAAGCUACAGACAACGAGCACAAUUGCACUUUAUCGAUGACAAUUUGAAUGCAGAGAGAUACCGUGAUGGGAUUCUGAGGCCCAUUGUUGUGCCAUUCAUCCGCCACCAUCACCUCAUGUUUCAGCAUGAUAAUGCACGGCCCCAUGUUGCAAGGAUCUGUACACAAUUCCUGGAAGCUGAAAAUGUCCCAGUUCUUCCAUGGCCUGCAUACUCACCAGACAUGUCACCCAUUGAGCAUGUUUGGGAUGCUCUGGAUCGACGUGUACAACAGCAUGCUCCAGUUCCCGCCAAUAUCCAGCAACUUCGCACAGCCACUGAAGAAGAGAGGGACACCAUUCCACAGGCCACAAUCAACAGCUUGAUCAACUCUAUGCGAAGGAGAUGUGUCGCGCUGCAUGAGGCAAAUGGUGGUCACACCAGAUACUGACUGGUUUUCUAAUCCACUCCCCUACCUUUUUUAAAGGUAUCUGUAACCAAUAGAUGCAUAUCUGUAUUACCAGUCAUGUAAAAUCCAUAGAUUAGGGCCUAAUGAAUUUAUUUCAAUUGAUUGAUUACCUUAUAUGAACUGUAACUCAGUAACAUCUUUGAAAUUGUUGCAUGUUGCAUUCAUAUUUUUGUUCAGUAUAAUAUGCACUGUAUUUAUGUACAUGUUUUCUGACCAUGUGCGGUUAUUUUGUAGGAGCGUGUGCGCAAUCACAAGUACCGGAGUGUGGGAGAUCUGGAGAAGGACAUUAUACUGCUGUGUCACAACGCCCAGACCUUCAACCUGGAGGGAUCUCAGGUGUGCCUCAGGGAUGUGAUCUAGGCCCGCUGGAGUUCACACCACUGCCUACCGUUUCUACAUGAAAUCCACAUGCCAUGAUGCCACCAGCUCUUGAUUGUGAGAGGCUAAUUCGGUGGCUAAUUUGGUUUAUGUUAUGUGUGUGUUUGCUAUAGAUAUUUGAGGACUCGAUCGUUCUCAAGUCUGUGUUUGAGAGUGCACGACAGAGGAUCGUCAUUGACAAUGAGGAGAAAAAGGACAGCACUGCCAUCUGUGACGAUGAUGGAGGUGGAGACAAUCAGUUUGUUUCAUCAGAAGGUGAGAGACCCGGUCUUUGUGAUCUCAAAAUAAACUGUUCGAAGGACACCUUUUAAAAACCCAAUAGGAAAAUCAAGAUGACGCAGUUCAGUUAACAAUGAGAAGAUCAUUUUCACUUUUACUCACCCAAACCAUUGUGAGUCUUAUCAAGCGUUAUAAUUAUUUAGAUUUUGAAUAGCUUGAAAGGAUUUAUUUUCUCAAAGAUCAAUGACAGGACAAAUUAUUAUCUGGUUGUCAUUAUAAAAAGGAUAUACUAUAUUCUGUUCCUUUCUCAAUCCUUUCUUUUCAGUGAAAACAGUGACAAAGCAGGUGAAACAGAGGAUGAAGAAGGAGGAGAGGAGCAGAAAGAUGAAGAUCAAGAAGACAGUCUACAGUGAUGUAGACAGCAAUGAGGAUCUGGAGGACAAUACAGCUAAAGAUGAGGGUUGACCUGGAGGACCAACGCUAGUUCAUUUACCCUCCUUAUCCUCUUUCUUUCUCUCCGCUGUCACUGUUUUUGCAAUGCAGCUUAUUAGUUUGCUCACCUUGCUAAAGGUUUGUCUCAUCUCAAGUCAAGAAGGCUACUCAAAGAAAGGAAUUUACGUACUUAAUGAUGUUGGUCCUCAAGUAAUUCAUGCAGCCUUAAACGUUCAUGUCUCUUGACUAUUAUUUUGCCUUUUUGUUCUUUGGGAUUUAAUGGUGUUGCUCCCUUGGUCCUCAUAUGAAAGCUAUUGUGUGUAUCCUUAAUGUGUAACCAGAGGAUAUCUCCCCCCUCUUUUUCCAUGAGUUGUUUUUGUAUUUGAAAAUGUUAUUACUGUGUGUGUGUGAAAGGCCUUCAUACGUCUUGGAGCAUGAUGUAUUUCUGCUAAGACGGAGACCGCCCUCAGAGAGUGGCGCAUGUUGAUGACAUCACUAUAUGUUGUGUUACAGGUGUGGGAGAUGGCAGAAAAUGGUUGGUCAGUUCUUCAAUGUGACCAGGAUGGACACUACUGGAUUGUUUCAAAUCUCAAAAUGUGUGGAUUUAAAAUGAAGUAUGAUUCUGUAAUAAAUCUCAAAAUGGGAGAAUUGUAUUUGAACAAUAUUCUGUUUUCUGAAUGACCUGAACACCAACAUUGAUUUCAUACUUAAUUAGCAGAUAUAAACAGAUAAAGUUGUAUUGUUUCAGCUGUAAGUUUUAUAUUGUAUACUCAUGGGCUUCUUGUGUUAUUUUGCAUCUUUUUCAGUUUGGUUUAGAGUGGCAACUGUCAAGUCCCAGGUGACAAACAAGGAGAAAAGAGAGAUCUUCCAGCAGGAGACC